Messenger RNA from Aedes aegypti (yellow fever mosquito), 2286 nucleotides. RefSeq names its product histone deacetylase 3 (gene HDAC3). The record is from RefSeq and is a predicted model, not a curated record. The transcript is spliced from 2 exons. Bases 745 to 2040 code for a protein of 431 amino acids. NCBI's taxonomy places the organism in Eukaryota, Metazoa, Arthropoda, Insecta, Diptera, Culicidae. Gene Ontology annotation, molecular function: histone deacetylase activity.
UCAUCUGUCAUCAUCACGAAUCGCGAGUUGCAAAGCGUCGUCGUCGUCGUCCGAAGUCCCGUAAUCUCACGGCAUCAAAAACACAUCCUGCUGGCUUGUUGCAAUUUUGGUGCAUUUUUUAUCUGCAACAUUACCGCGUUCAGUGGGCCAAGGGGCGAAGAAACUGGUAGUGCGGGAACAAAACGGACUAAAAAUCAAUUUCGGCAGCAGGAUUACAUAAAGCCGCAGCAGCGGUAAACGGCGGACGGCUCGCUGCUGCUGAAAUCGCGUUCCCGGAUGGAUUCCCGUCGUGAUCUCCCACCAGGUGGUCACGGAUCAUUGGAGUUUGCUUCCUCGUUGGUGGCGAAGACCAAUUGCCCGUUUGCUGAAUGAUCUUUGAGGCGAUCAGGCUCCAGCAUUCAACUCAUCAUUCGCUUCAAUUGCAUUCCCAUCAGCAUCAGCAGCAGCUUCAGAAUCAGCAUAAUUCGCUCCAGCAUCGCUUCCUAGAAGAUAAUCCGGAUUUAGACCGGGAUCAAAGGCAUCAGCAACUAAACGGCGACGACGUUGAGCUCAAACUCAAAUCGUUGGAUUUCGGAUUGACCAAGCGGCUUCUGGCGGCGGUCUUCUUUCUGCUGGUGAUUUACGCCUGGAAGCAGUAUAUAGACGAAGACGAGGAAUCGGAUACGAUUUACAUCUGAGAGAGAGGAGGAAGGGCAGGAAAAUCGAUUGCCUUAAAAGUUUAAUCGGACCAAUAGCAGCAGCAUCAUGAGUAGCAAGAAGGUGUCCUAUUUCUUCAAUCCGGAUGUGGGCAAUUUCCACUACGGUCCCGGGCAUCCGAUGAAGCCGCAUCGACUGUCGGUUAUUCACCAUCUAGUGAUGAACUACGGGCUGCACAAGAAGAUGCAGAUCUAUCGGCCGUACAAGGCCAGCGCACACGACAUGUGUCGCUUCCACAGCGACGAGUACAUUGAGUUCCUACAGCGGGUGACGCCCCAGAACAUCCAGGGUUACACCAAGUGCCUAUCGGUGUUCAACGUCGGCGACGAUUGUCCGGUUUUCGACGGGUUGUUCGAAUUCUGCGCCAUGUACACCGGAGCUUCGCUCGAAGGAGCACAGAAGCUGAACCACAACCACAGCGACAUCUGCAUCAACUGGUCCGGCGGAUUGCAUCAUGCCAAGAAAUUCGAAGCGUCCGGAUUUUGCUACGUGAAUGACAUCGUAAUAGGCAUCCUGGAACUGCUAAAGUACCAUCCUCGGGUGUUGUACAUCGACAUCGAUGUGCAUCACGGCGAUGGAGUGCAGGAAGCGUUCUACCUGACCGAUCGGGUUAUGACGGUUUCGUUCCACAAGUACGGCAACUACUUCUUCCCGGGUACGGGCGAUAUGUACGAAAUCGGAGCAGAAUCCGGACGGUACUAUUCGGUCAAUGUGCCUUUGAAGGAAGGCAUCGAUGAUCAGAGCUAUGUGCAGGUCUUCAAACCAGUCAUAUCCGCUGUGAUGGAGUUCUAUCAGCCAACGGCCAUCGUUCUUCAAUGUGGAGCCGAUUCCCUGGCGGGAGAUCGUCUGGGUUGCUUUUCGCUUAGCACCAAAGGUCAUGGAGAGUGUGUUAAGUUUGUUAAAGAUCUGAACGUCCCAACCUUAGUGGUGGGAGGCGGAGGUUACACCCUGCGUAAUGUCGCACGCUGUUGGACGUACGAAACGUCCCUCCUGAUAGACGAAACCAUCUCCAAUGAGCUUCCGAUGAAUGACUACCUGGAAUUCUUCGCCCCGGAUUUCACCCUGCAUCCGGACAUUCCCAGCAGGCAGGACAAUGCCAACAGUAAGCAGUACCUGGAGGCCAUCACGCGACAUGUCUACGACAAUCUGAAGAUGUGCCAACACGCCCCCAGCGUACAGAUGUUCGACAUUCCCGAGGAUGCCCUCCCCGAGGACGUCAAGGUGAAAGACGAACCCAACCCGGAAGCGAGGAUGACCCAGGACGAGGAGGACAAACAGGUCGAACCGAAGAAUGAAUUUUUUGACGGGGAAAAUGAUAACGACAAAAGCGAAAAUGAACCGUAGCGUUAGUGGCUUAGCGUAGGGGGUAGGCUUUAAGUAGGGUUUUAAGCUCAAUGUGAACGUUGGUCGACUUAGCAUGGAGGGAAAUCGUUCAACUGCAAAACAAAUACUUUAAAUCUAGGAUUUUAAUUGUACAUCUCCAUUAAGCUUAAACGCAAAUCGUAGUCAGUACGAUUGCAGCAACAUUUUAUAAUAAUUCUAGCGAUUAAUAAAUUUAAUAAACUUCGCAAAGCAGUUAGUUGCAUAGUA